Messenger RNA from Durio zibethinus, 2478 nucleotides. RefSeq names its product SEC6 (gene SEC6). Gene Ontology annotation, molecular function: SNARE binding. Lineage: Eukaryota; Viridiplantae; Streptophyta; Magnoliopsida; Malvales; Malvaceae. The record is from RefSeq and is a predicted model, not a curated record. Gene Ontology annotation, biological process: exocyst localization; exocytosis. Gene Ontology annotation, cellular component: exocyst.
AUGAUGGUGGAGGAUCUGGGCGUGGAAGCCAAGGAAGCGGCGGUACGUGAGGUGGCGAAGCUACUGCCUCUUCCCGAGCUCUUACAAUCCAUUUCUACCAUCAAAGCCGAUUACAUUACUCGUCAACAGGCAAAUGACGCACAACUCAGUACAAUGGUUGCAGAGCAGGUUGAGCAAGCCCAAGCCGGGCUCGAGUCACUUGGGUUAUCUCAGAAAACAAUACACCAGCUGCGUGAAAACUUCAUUUCUAUUGAGAAGUUAUGUCAAGAAUGCCAAAACUUAAUUGAAAACCAUGAUCAGAUAAAGCUUCUUAGCAAUGUCAGGAACAACUUAAAUACAACACUCAAGGAUGUUGAGGGUAUGAUGUCCAUUUCGGUUGAAGCUGCUGAGGCCCGAGAUUCUUUGAGUGAUGAUAAAGAAAUUGUCAAUACAUAUGAGAGGUUAACUGCGCUUGAUGGGAAGCGGAGGUUUGCUUUAGCUGCUGUGGCAUCUCAUAAAGAAGAGGUUGGCAGGUUAAGAGAAUAUUUUGAAGAUGUUGAUCGAACUUGGGAGACAUUUGAGAAAACAUUAUGGGGUCAUAUUUCCAAUUUCUACAAACUUUCAAAAGAAAGUCCACAAACCUUGGUUCGUGCUUUGAGAGUUGUUGAAAUGCAAGAAAUUCUUGAUCAACAACUUGCUGAGGAGGCAGCUGAGGCUGAGGGUGGUGGUGCAAUGGCAUCUAUUGCAAAUCCUCAUAGAACUGGCAAAAAAUCUACCACGUCUUCAGCUUCUUCUAUAAGUUUAGCACAGCAAAAGUUGAAGGUUCAGGGGAAAGACUAUAAGGAUAAAUGCUAUGAGCAAGUAAGGAAAACAGUUGAAGGGCGGUUCAACAAGCUUUUGACAGAGCUUGUCUUUGAGGACCUAAAAGCAGCUUUGGAGGAAGCUCGAAUGAUUGGAGAAGAGCUUGGAGAUAUUUAUGACUAUGUAGCUCCAUGUUUUCCUCCAAGGUAUGAAAUAUUCCAGCUCAUGGUGAAUCUGUAUACAGAGAGGUUUAUUCAAAUGCUUAGAUUGCUUAGUGACAGAGCCAAUGAACUGACAAACAUUGAGAUAUUAAAGGUAACUGGUUGGGUAGUUGAAUACCAAGAAAAUUUAGUUGGGCUUGGUGUUGAUGAGACUCUUGCCCAAGUCUGUUCUGAGAGUGGUGCCAUGGAUCCUCUCAUGAAUUCGUAUGUCGAGAGAAUGCAAGCCACAACAAGGAAAUGGUAUUUAAACAUCUUGGAGGCUGACAAGGUCCAACCACCAAAGAAGACAGAAGAGGGAAAGCUAUAUACUCCUGCUGCAGUUGAUUUAUUCAGGAUCCUUGGGGAGCAAGUACAAAUUGUUAGGGAUAAUAGCACUGAUGCCAUGCUUUACAGGAUUGCUUUGGCAAUAAUUCAGGUAAUGAUCGAUUUUCAAGCGGCUGAAAGGAAGAGACUUGAAGAACCUGCUUCUGAUAUUGGUCUGGAACCUCUAUGUGCUAUGAUUAACAACAAUUUGCGCUGCUAUGACCUUGCAAUGGAGCUGAGUAACAGCAUCAUAGAGGCUCUUCCACAAAAUUAUGGUGACCAGGUAAAUUUUGAAGACACAUGCAAAGGUUUCCUGGAGGUUGCAAAGGAAGCUGUACAUCAAACUGUUAAUGUAAUCUUUGAGGAUCCUGGAGUGCAAGAGUUGCUUGUAAAGCUUUAUCACAGAGAGUGGUGUGAAGGGCAGGUUACUGAGUACCUAGUUGCAACAUUUGGUGACUAUUUUACGGAUGUUAAGAUGUAUAUUGAAGAACGAUCUUUCAGAAGAUUUGUUGAAGCAUGCUUGGAGGAAACGGCGAUUGUCUAUGUUGAUCAUGUUUUAACACAGAAAAAUUACAUCAAGGAGGAAACUAUUGAACGAAUGAGGCUAGAUGAGGAGGUUCUUAUGGACUUUUUCAGGGAGUAUAUUAGUGUCUCUAAAGUUGAGAGCAGAGUCCGGAUACUGAGUGAUCUAAGAGAGCUUGCUUCAGCUGAGAGUCUGGACACAUUCACACUAAUUUAUUCAAAUAUUCUUGAGCACCAACCUGACUGCCCGCCUGAUGUUGUUGAGAAGCUUGUUGCACUGCGGGAAGGCAUCCCACGCAAAGAUGCAAAGGAGGUAGUGCAUGAAUGCAAAGAAAUCUAUGAGAACUCUCUUGUUGGUGGUAACCCUCAAAAGGCAGGAUUUGUUUUUCCAAGGGUGAAGUGUUUGUCGGCCUCUAAAGGAUCUAUAUGGCGAAAACUCACAUAGUUCAGUUUGGCGUUCUUUAGAUUAGAGGUUGGUUUGUUUGUUUGUUUGUUUUUUAAGCGUUAUAGGCUGCAAUUAUAUGUAGUAAGAUAUUUCUUUUGCGUUAUCUUGUUAUGGGGUGGGAGUUAAUCUAAUUGUUCUGUUAUUAUUAUGGAAAUUUUGGUGUCACCCCAAGUAAAAUUUUCAUAAAGCUAUCUAUGUAUUCUAUUC